UUGUGACGGUCCUCGAGCACCAAUCGUAGCGAUUGGAGAGAUGGCGCAUGCUCAGCCGUCUGACCACGGCGCGCGAUUGAGUGGCUAUCAGAGUCUUGAAGCAAUACCAUGGUCUUGUGCUAAUAAACCACAUUGUUUCAGCCUCGCGGAACAACGUAGCGGUUCAAUGUGGCCACAGCAUGCUAGCAGCCAGAAUGCUAGCAUAUAAACCUCCUCAGAUUCCUCGAAUGUAGCCCUUCUCUUCUCUCUUCUGACUAUAUUACCGAAUCCUUCACUCCCGAGUUCCAAGUUCUAAUAUUUCGAUUUCUGUCUUAUACCCCGUCGAGCAUUCAACCUUCGCCAUGAGCCGUAACGUCAUCAGAGGCUUCCAAACUUCCACCGCAGCUGCUAUUCAGCAGAUAGGUGCAGAGCUCAUGCAGAAUCCCCGAAUUGUGGCUGCGGAUAUUCAGGGUGCCAAGGCCCACAUAUCCUCUAAGGACACGAGCGACCCCGAGGAGGUUAUCACGGUGGGGCUGCAGACACAGGGAGGACUACGUGUCGGCACGCUUCAUAUUCAUUUGAGUGGUUCUUUCAAGUUCUUCGCAUCUCGUGCUGGCUACCUUGCUGGUGAGGAUGAUCCGUGGGCCAAGGCCUCUCCCGCAAAGAAAUGA
Molecule: messenger RNA, 650 nt
Organism: Aspergillus sclerotioniger CBS 115572
Lineage: Eukaryota; Fungi; Ascomycota; Eurotiomycetes; Eurotiales; Aspergillaceae
Exons: 4
Coding region: 342-650 (102 amino acids)
Source: RefSeq, a predicted model, not a curated record